Molecule: messenger RNA, 1412 nt
Organism: Epinephelus moara (kelp grouper)
Lineage: Eukaryota; Metazoa; Chordata; Actinopteri; Perciformes; Serranidae
Gene: marc1
Product: mitochondrial amidoxime reducing component 1
Exons: 7
Coding region: 48-1031 (327 amino acids)
Biological process (GO): nitrate metabolic process
Cellular component (GO): mitochondrial inner membrane
Molecular function (GO): molybdenum ion binding; molybdopterin cofactor binding; nitrate reductase activity
Source: RefSeq, a predicted model, not a curated record
GUUUACUAACCAAAGUUCAGUGUCCUCGGAGCUGUCGGGUCUCCAACAUGGAUGUGAAGGAGCUGGCUGUGAACGCGUUGGUCCAGAAUAAGAAGGCAGCUCUUCUGAUCGGAGCUGGUGUCGCUGUUCUGGGACUUGGUCUCGGAUAUAAAUACCUGAGGAAGUCAGAGAAAGUAGUCCGUGUAGGCGUAGUGUCGCAGCUCCUCGUUCACCCUCUCAAGUCUGGCAAAGCGGUGUCUGUGGCUCUGGCUGAGUGCCACAAACUCGGGCUGAAGUUUGGAGAGCUGCAGGAUCGACACUGGCUAGUGGUGACAGAGGACGGUCACAUGGUGACGGGCAGACAGCAGCCUCGCCUGGUGUUGGUGUCUCUGACCUGUGACGGAGGUCAUGUUUGUCUGAACGGCCCAAACAUGGAGGAGCUGCGGUUCCCCUUCAAACAGCCCGACAGCUCCGUCAUCGACUGCAGAGUGUUUGGAAAUGACAUCCAGGGGCGGGACUGUGGUGACGAAGCGUCUCGUUGGCUCACUCGUUAUCUGGGGGAAGAGGACACCUUUCGCUUGGUGCACUUUGAGCCCCAGAUGAGGGCGAGGAACCCUGUGGAGAGCGAGCCCAUGUGCCCACAGUUUGAGGUGGCGUAUCCAGAUGUGGCACCUGUGAUGCUGCUGUCCGAGUCCUCUGUCAAGGAUCUCAGCAGCAAGUUGGAGAAGGAAGUCACGGUGGAGCGUUUCCGCCCGAACAUUGUCAUCAGUGACUGUGAAGCAUUCGAUGAGGAUUCGUGGGAAGAGGUCCAGAUUGGCAGCGUGAGACUGCAGCGUGUUAUGUCAUGUGGACGGUGUGUUUUCACCACUGUUGACCCUGAAACUGGUAUCAUCACCAGGAAAGAGCCUCUGGAGACACUGAAGAGCUAUCGCCAGUGCAAACCGUCUGAGAAGCACAUCUACAAAUCGUCCCCGCUGUUUGGACAGCUGCACACCGUGAAGGAGACGGGCAUCCUGCAGGUCGGAGAUGUGGUGUACAAGAUCAGCCGCUGAUGGAGGGAAUCAGAGAAGGAAAAACAUGCAGACAAACAUCUCUUCACUGUGUUUGAAGUGGAAAGAAAUCCUUGUUAUCGGCAUUAUCACUGUGAAAUCAUUUUACUCAUUAACACUAAAACAAAGCACUUAAAUACUUUUUUAAAUCACAAAAAGUACAAAUAUGUAACUCUUUCUGAAGUAGAGCUGCGAUUCACACACAGAUGAAGAGAUAACAUGCAAUAUAACAGUUUUUAUAGCAAUAUAUUUUUUAUAUUAAUUGUCUAUGACAGUUGUAACACUAAUGGUGCUAAUUUAACACAUUUCUAACAGCUGCACAUUAAUUUCACUGAUAAUCAAACUCUGAAGUACAUGCUGCUAUUAAAGAGAGAUAUUAAACUG